GGCCAUUGAACCCCACAAUCCCCCCCCACAAGAACUAAGGGAGAAGCCGUCCCAAGCCUUACCCCAGGAACGCUCUCUCAUCGCAAUGCAGCUGUUAUGGUUUGGGUUGUCUGGGGCUUGGACAGUCAGUUUUCUUUGGGAAUGAAGUCCCACAUCGAAGCCCCGAACAGCUCUGCUUAAAAGAACCCUGCUACGAUACUCGAUGAUCCAUUGGACGCGCCAAACCCCGAACCUCCGCCUCCACAGCAACCUGCGAACGGCCUGUCACACAUGUCGGACCACGAUGACUCGGCGCGCGACUCGGCGCCGGACCUGCAGAUCCUAGGCGACCAGAUUACGCUCCAGCCGAGCGGAUAUGUUGAGCCACCAAGCUCGGAGGCGAAAGAGGAGGCCUUGAUGAAGCACAUGGCGCGCUUCCGCUCCGAGCCAUUGCAGUUCCUCCGCGAGGUGUCCCUCUACGUGUCCGGCACGGGCUGGCGGGCCUACGACAACGUCAUCGGCCAGCCCAUCUUCUACUCGGGCUUCUCCGAGAACAUGAAGAACGAGGUCACGUCGGCGCCGCUGCUGCAGAGCCGCAUAUCAGAGUUGGUUGCUAUGAGGUUGGGCGUCGAGGAGCGCGAGGGCCUGCUGAACCGGGACGAUAAAGACUUCGAGGCCAAGAGGGCGCAGCGGCGGUCCGUCCUCACCACCAGCCUCCAGCAGGUCGCCGAGAAGCUCACAGACAAGAUGAUCUGCAAGUUCGAGAGCAAGACGUUUAUCCGCGGGGCCUACUAUCUGACGACCCAGCUGCUGCUGCGGGCCUACCACCAGGGGAUCCACGUGUCGAGCGAGGAGGUCCUACGCCUCCGGAAGGUUGCCGAGAAGGCGGCGAGGGAUAAGCACAGCAUAAUAUUCCUGCCUUGCCACCGGUCGCAUGUCGACUACGUCUCCUUGCAGCUGCUCUGCUAUCGCCUGGGCUUGGCUCUCCCCGUCGUCGUUGCCGGAGAUAACCUGAACUUCCCCGUGGUUGGCAGCUUCUUGCAGAACGCAGGUGCCAUGUAUAUCAGAAGGCACUUUGGCGACGAUGCCCUUUACACGGCCUUGGUGCAGGCCUAUAUUGACACCAUGCUCCAGUCCGGGCACAACCUCGAAUGCUUCAUCGAGGGUGGCAGGUCCAGGACCGGGAAGCUGCUACCACCUAAGUUUGGCAUCCUGAGCUUCAUCCUCGACAGCAUAAUGUCUGCCCGUGUUGAAGACGCCAUCAUCUGCCCUGUCAGCAUACAGUAUGACAAGGUCAUCGAGACCGAGGGCUACGUCACCGAGCUCCUCGGCGUCCCCAAGAAGAAGGAGAACUUGGCCGAUUUCCUGACCGGGGGUUCAUCUGUGUUAUCAUUGCGUCUCGGUAGGGUGGACGUGCGAUUUCAUGAACCUUGGAGUCUCAGGGGCUUUAUCGACGAGCAGAUCGCACGGCUCUCCAAAGUCCCAUCCGGCGUCAACAUCGACUGGAAAGACACCGAUAACGCCGUCGUGCGGCAGAAGCUCUUGCGCACGCUCGGGUAUAAGGUGUUGUCCGACAUUAAUGACGUCUCCGUGGUGAUGCCCACGGCCCUGAUCGGCACCGUGCUCCUCACGCUCAGGGGCCGUGGAGUCGGAAGGGCGGAGCUGGUCAGGAGAGUGGAAUGGCUGACCCACCGAAUCCAAGCAAAGGGCGGGAGAGUCGCGCACUUUGGCAAUGCCCCCUUAACCGACGUCAUCGAGCGCGGGCUCGACGUGCUCGGCAAGGAUCUCGUGCGUGUCUUGCAUGAUGUUGCCGAGCCGACUUACUUCGCCGUCGACCGCUUCCAGCUCUCAUUUUACCGCAACAUGACCAUCCACCUCUUCAUCUCGGAGGCCCUCGUCGCCACCGCCUUAUACACCAGGGUUAAGCUCGGGGGUGGAGCCGCAAUCCAAGACAUCUCGUACGAGGACUUGGUCGAGCAGACCCUGUUCCUCUCCUCGCUGUUCCGCGGCGAAUUUAUCUUUUCCGGCGAGGGCCUGACGACCAAUCUCAACAAGACCCUGGCCGGGCUCGAGGCCGAUAACGUGAUCCGCACCCAGAGGGACGACGAGGGCAAGAUCGCGAAGGUCGGCCUGUCAGACGCCGAGAGGGCGGCAGGGAGAGAGAACUACGACUUUUACUGCUUCCUCAUCUGGCCCUUCAUCGAGUCGAGCUGGCUUGCUGCCGUGUCCCUGAUGGGUCUCACGCCGCCUCUCGGCUCCGAGGCCGAUAUCUGGAUCCAGGUUUCCGAGGCACAGAACAGUGCCCAGCUGCUAGGCAAAACCCUCUACCACCAAGGCGACCUCAGCUACUUCGAGGCGGUCAACAAGGAGACGCUGAAGAACUCGUACCAGCGCUUCGAGGAGGAGGGCAUCAUCCAGGUGGUCAAGUCCAAGGACGCGAAGGUGCCGCCGCGCCUGCGCCUGGCGCCCGAGUGGACGCCGGCCCGCGACCCGGCGACGGGCGCCCUGAUGGCGUCGGGCCGGCUGUGGGACUUCACCGAGAAGACGGCGUCGAGCCGCCGCGAGGGCAAGAACCGCCGCGACGGCGCCACCGUCAGCACGCGCGUGCUCGGGCUGACGGAUGCGCUGGGCAGGAGGCUGUUUGACGAGGCGGUGCGGCCGGCGGACGGCAAGGGGAAGGGGAAGGGUGCGGCCGCGCCGCCGAGGCUGAGCUCGGAGGAGGAGAGGAGCUUGCAGAGGGCGGUUAAGGAGGAGAGGAAGAGGCGGAGGUUGGACAAUAGGGCGCACUUGUGAGUGCGAUGUAUUGUGUUAGGGUUUGUAUUAUGGUUUGUCCCCUCGCGGGGAGGGAUGUACAUCUACAAUACACUUGAGCGGGAUACCAAAUUUAGCACGAUUGACUAUG
This is a messenger RNA of Phialemonium atrogriseum, 2881 nucleotides long. RefSeq names its product acyltransferase-domain-containing protein. Gene Ontology annotation, molecular function: glycerol-3-phosphate O-acyltransferase activity. The record is from RefSeq and is a predicted model, not a curated record. Lineage: Eukaryota; Fungi; Ascomycota; Sordariomycetes; Cephalothecales; Cephalothecaceae. The transcript has 4 exons. Gene Ontology annotation, cellular component: mitochondrial membrane. The coding region runs from base 271 to 2772 and encodes 833 amino acids. Gene Ontology annotation, biological process: phospholipid biosynthetic process; fatty acid metabolic process; triglyceride biosynthetic process.